Molecule: messenger RNA, 1950 nt
Organism: Eimeria tenella
Lineage: Eukaryota; Apicomplexa; Conoidasida; Eucoccidiorida; Eimeriidae
Product: sodium-dependent transporter, putative
Exons: 2
Coding region: 1-1950 (649 amino acids)
Biological process (GO): sodium ion transmembrane transport
Cellular component (GO): membrane
Source: RefSeq, a predicted model, not a curated record
AUGAUAAACGGUCGAUCAAGUCCGCAGGAAGGGGACCUGGGAUCGUCGUCUCCCGCACAGGUGCUGAAGGUCCCCUUUCCCUCGCCCGCUUACCGCAGCAGCAGCAGCAGCAGCAGCAGCAGCAGCAGCGGCUCUCCUGCUGCUGCGGGUGGGCUGAGCAGCACGAACAGCUGCAGCACGAGGUCUGACGAAUCUGCCGUGUGUCUGUCUCCAACAGCCCCCCCGCAGGACAGCAGCAGCCGCAGCAGCAACAGCAGCAGCAGCAGCAGCAGCUAUUUUUCUUCGCUGGACCACCCUAGGCCGGUGUACUCGAUCAGCGUCAGCAGCGUCAGCAGCAGCAGCAGCAUCAGCAGCAGCAGCAUCGGCAGCAGCAGCAGCAAACGCUGGGCUGGCUGCCGCAGGCCUCUCGACGUUGUUGUUCCGCGGUGUAUUUACUUCACAGAAGACCCUGUUACAGGUCAGCAGCCGCUGCAGCAGCAGCAGCAGCAGCAGCAGAAGAGCGGCGGCGGUUGGGGGGCAGCAGAUGGCGUCUCUGGCGCAGCAGCAGGAGCGUCUGGAGGCGCAUCUCCCCUGAGCCUCCUGCAGUCGUACUGGGGAAAGCAGCAGCAGCAGCAGCAGCAGCAGCAGCAGCUGCAGGUGCUGCCGGCGCAGCAGCAGGGGGCCGCCCGCGGGGCGUCUCCCGCCCCCUGCGCGCCCGGGCCGCCGGGCGCGCCGGCGGGAGCAGCAGCAGCAGCGGGAGGGGGCGGAGCAGCAGCAGCAGCGGGAGGGGGCGGAGCAGCAGCAGCAGCAGCAGCAGCAGCAGCAGAGUCCGGCAGCAGACUGUCGUUUUUGCUGACGUCCGUCGGCGCUGCAGUGGGGAUCGGCUGCGUGUGGAGGUUCCCCACUUACUGCUACAAGUGGGGCGGGGGCUCCUUCGUGGUUUGUUAUUUGCUGCUGCUGCUGCUGCUGGGGGUGCCGCUGCUGGCGAUGGAGACAGCCUUUGGCCAGGUUUUUCGCGGCAGCAACUUGCGAGUGAUGUCUCUGUUGUCUCCUUCUCUGCGGGGCCUUGCUGCUGCCACUUUGCUGCUGUCUUUCUGCAUUUGUUCUUAUUAUUCUGUCUUUCUGGCUUGGGGCUGCAGCUACGCCGUUGCUGCUGCUGCUCCGCUGCUGCCCUGGGGUGUCUCCGCGGCUGAGCAGCAAAUCUGUGGGGUCCCUUCGCUGCAGCAGCAGGCGGCCUGCGAGGCGGCGCGCGCGGGGGGUCUCUUCUGCAGGUGGCGGCCUGCUGCUGCUGCUGCUGCUGCAGCGCGGGGCGCUGCUGCUGCUGCUGCAGCGGCGGGCAGCUGCGUCGCGGACCCCGAGGCGAAGGCCGCAGCCUUCUUCUCGCGGGCCGUGCUGCAGCAGCAGCCGGCGCCGGCAGCAGCAGCAGCAGCAGCGGCGGCGGGGGUCCCGGAGGAGGCGGCGGCGGCUGCUGCUGCUGCGCUGGGGAGCAGCAGCAGCAGCAGCUGGCUGCUGCUGUGGCCGCCCGCAGCAAGUUUGCUGCUGGUGUGGCUGCUGGUGUACCUGAGUCUGUACAAAGGGCUGCGGGGAGUGCGGUGUCUUUGCUGCCUCUCCGUGCUGCUGCCGUCCUGCUGCGUGCUGCUGCUGCUGCUGCGUGCUGCUGCGCUGCCCGGCGCCUGGGAAGGCGUGCAGCAGCUUUUCGCUGUUGACUUCCCGCUGCUGCUCUCAGCCCCAGAAAUCUGGCCAGAAGCUGCCAGCCAAGUUCUCUUUUCUUUGGGACUUUUCCAGGGAGCCAUGAGUUCUUUUGCUGCUCACAAACCCCCCAACAACAACCCCACCCUCGACGCCCUUGCUGUGGGGCUGGCGGUGUCAGUGCUGCUGUCUGGGGAGGCAAGCAGUGGGGCCCUGGGGGGCCCCUGGGGUUAUAUGUCUUUGUUGGAGAGGGGAAAAGGGGGAAGGGCCCUUAAGGCGUAA